CCUAACUAAGUAGGAAAAGAAAACUGCCAUGCACGUGUUAGUGGAAACGAAGUGAAGUUGACACCGAUCACUUUUAAAGAUAAUGAAAAUACAAAAAUGGGAUGUGAAGAAAAACAAGAAAAAUAAAGGAGCUUGAAAAAAUUUUCGUACUCCUCCUUAUCCUCUCAGUGAUGGAACAUAAGUCGGGGAUGAACGGCGGUAAGCCCAUCCGUUGCAGAGCGGCGGUCUGCCGGAAGGCUGGAGAGGCGCUGAUGAUGGAGGACAUAAUGGUCUCUCCGCCGAUGCCUCGUGAGGUUCGGAUACGGAUCAUUUGCACCUCUCUUUGUCAUACCGAUAUCAAAUAUUGGAAAAUGAAGGAUCCUCCGGGGAUUGUUCCAAGAAUUCUUGGCCAUGAAGCUGUCGGAGAGGUUGAGAGUGUAGGAGUUGAAGUAAGUGAAGUAAAGCAAGGUGAUUUUGUGAUCCCAACAUUCAUGGCUGAGUGUGGGGAAUGUAGAGAUUGCACGUCAAGUAAGAGCAAUCUUUGCUCUAAACAACCUUUUAAGCUCUCUCAAGGGAUGCCUCAAUGUGGAACAAGUAGGUUCACGGAUCUUAAGGGAGAGGUUUUGCAUCAUUUUAUGUUUGUGUCAAGUUUCAGCGAGUACACUGUGGUGGAUGUUUCUCAUCUCAUUAAGCUUGAUCCUCUUCUCAUCUCUCCUGACAAGGCAUGCCUCCUAGGUUGUGGCGUAUCGACAGGGGUGGGUGCUUCUUGGAGAACAGCAAAAGUGGAGAAGGGAUCUACUGUUGCCAUUUUUGGGCUGGGGACUGUGGGCUUAGCAGUUGCUCAAGGAGCAAGAAUAUGUGGAGCAGCUAGAAUUAUUGGAAUAGAUGUCAGCCCAUAUAAAUUAACAUUGGCAAAAGAGUUUGGAGUCACAGAGGUUGUUAAUUCUAGAAGCAUUGGAGACAAAUCUGUGAGCCAGGUAAUCAAUGAGAUGACGGAUGGGGGUGCAGACUAUUGCUUUGAAUGUGUUGGACUAAGUUCCUUAAUCAAGGAAGCAUUUGCAUGCUGCAGAAAGGGUUGGGGGAAAACAAUUAUAUUUGGUGUGGAGGACCAAGCGUCACUUUUAGGUGUCAAAUGUAUGGAUGCCAUUUGUCAAGGAAAAAUGUUGAUGGGAUGCAUAUAUGGUGGACUUAAGCCCAAAUCAGACAUUCCCACACUCCUUCAAUGGUACAUGGAUAAGAAAUUACAAUUGGAUUUAUUUAUCACACAUGAAGUUGGGUUUGAAGACAUCAACAAAGCUUUCAGUUUGCUAAGUGAAGGCCAAUGCCUCAGGUGUAUGAUCUGGAUGACCAAAUAAUAAAGCAAACUCCUGCCCUUUUAAUCCUCAAACUUAAAGCAACUUUCAAUAUUACCAACUCCGUUUUGUAUUGAAGUUUAAUGUUUCUUUAGAACACAGCAAAUGCACGAGACGCUCCAGUGAAAUAUAUGUUGGUUGAGUUUAUCGUACUCCUUGAUGAUCCGAAGUGUCGAAGCCUAUACACACCUGGAUCGGCGUCUAUCGGUAUGUCCCAUUCGAUAGUCGCUAAGCUGUUGAUUAAUGUGGUGUUGUCUAAUUUCCAUUUAAAAGAUACGGAGAAAUCAUCGUCAUCAUAUGCUGGUGUCCAUCGCUGUUUCUCUAGCCUUUCGACUAAGGCAUACGUCCCUUCGGUUAAGAGGUCAAAUCUUGGGUUUGCACUCCAAAAUGUGGCGGUUGGCUUUUGUUUGCUCCCAGUUUUGAACCAACCGUCUUUUGGUAGUUCGACGUCUUGUUGAAUGUCUCCAAAGUUUACACCGUCCGGGGGAGAUUCUCCAAAAGGGUCCAUUACCAAGCGGAGUUGGACAGAGGAAAGGUCUGGUGGUGAGGCGAUUGGUUUGGCAACUUUUUCACCUUUGGCUAUUGCACUUGCUAGUUUCUUGAACUCUUGUAUGUAUGCUGAUAGAGUGUGUGGCCCAUAGAGAGUCGAGGCAGCCUAAAUAUAACAUGAAAACAUCGAAUGAUUAAUAAAAAUAACUUAACUUAAAUCGUCA
This is a messenger RNA of Cucumis melo (muskmelon), 2044 nucleotides long. RefSeq names its product alcohol dehydrogenase-like 7. Lineage: Eukaryota; Viridiplantae; Streptophyta; Magnoliopsida; Cucurbitales; Cucurbitaceae. Gene Ontology annotation, cellular component: cytosol. The transcript is spliced from 10 exons. The record is from RefSeq and is a predicted model, not a curated record. Gene Ontology annotation, molecular function: zinc ion binding; S-(hydroxymethyl)glutathione dehydrogenase [NAD(P)+] activity. Gene Ontology annotation, biological process: formaldehyde catabolic process. Bases 171 to 1334 code for a protein of 387 amino acids.